Spodoptera frugiperda (fall armyworm) is the source of this 4272-nucleotide messenger RNA. RefSeq names its product F-box/SPRY domain-containing protein 1 (gene Fsn). Bases 303 to 1103 code for a protein of 266 amino acids. The transcript is spliced from 4 exons. Gene Ontology annotation, biological process: proteasome-mediated ubiquitin-dependent protein catabolic process; synapse assembly involved in innervation. The record is from RefSeq and is a predicted model, not a curated record. NCBI's taxonomy places the organism in Eukaryota, Metazoa, Arthropoda, Insecta, Lepidoptera, Noctuidae. Gene Ontology annotation, cellular component: synapse; SCF ubiquitin ligase complex. Gene Ontology annotation, molecular function: protein binding.
GACUAGCAAAGAUGAAUGGUAACUUUUUAAGUUUCUCAGCAGUCAGCAGUCUUGUCUUUAGUAUGUAUCUAGACUCUAUAUUGUAUAAUCUAUUUUUGUUUGAACUUUACUUUUUGACACUUGACACUUGACAGUGUGUCUCUGACUGCUGUGCUAACAUGUUUAUAUUUUUGUGAUUUAUGAGCUAGCGCAAACGCAAACGCCUAAAGUUUGAUUAUAAUAAAAUAUAUGUGUAAAAUAGUUAUUGCGUUACAAUAUAUUGUACUUUCAUAGAAUACGCUGUCCUGCAAUUAUAUUUCUAAAUGUUAAUAAUGAAUGAAUUGGAUUUCUAUGACGACUAUGCAGUUGCAGUCGUCGUCAAUACUGACAAUAUUUUAGAAAAUAUUUUCUCAUACCUUCGCUUAAAAGAUCUCCGUAACUGUGCUUUGGUUUGUAAAACUUGGUAUAGAAUUCUUAAUGACGAAAAUAAUGAUGUUUGGCGACUACACUGUGUUAAAAGAUUAGCAGAAGAAGUACUGAAGUCUGAUUUACUCUCCACUGUUACCACCUACAAAUCUAAAUUGAGAGCAUAUUUUCAUGCUUGGAAUCCUCAUGACUGUUCUCGAAAUAUAUAUGUCAAAGCAAAUGGAUUUACAUUGCACAGAAACCCUGUAGCACAAAGUACUGAUGCUUGUAGAGGGAAAAUUGGUUUUUAUCAUGGAAGGCAUGCUUGGGAGGUGAUAUGGGAAGGUCCUUUAGGUACUGUAGCUGUAGUAGGUAUAUCAACCAAAGAUGCACCUUUGGAAUGCCAUGGAUAUGUGGGACUGUUGGGAUCUGAUGAACAAAGUUGGGGUUGGAACUUAGUUGAUAAUCAUUUGUUACAUAAUGGUGAUACUCAAGGACAUUAUCCUCUGCUGAAUAACUGUCCUAAAUACCAGGUUGGUGAGCGAAUAAGAGUUAUUUUAGACUGUGAAGAUAAUACCUUAUCAUUUGAAAGAAAUUAUGAAUUUUUAGGAGUUGCAUUUCGAGGCCUUCCUAACAAGAAGUUAUACCCGACAGUUUCAGCAGUCUAUGGCAAUACAGAAGUAUCAAUGAUAUAUUUGGGUCCACCUUUAGAUGGCUGAUAGUAAGAGUUUAUCUAGAAAAUAAACAGUUUCUAGUCAAAAUGCAAUAAUGUGAUAAAAUAUAAUAUUAUUCCAAGGCUAAUACAUAAUAAUAUUAUUUAAUGAAAAUAUUGUAAACACUUGAGCGCUGGUGAGUAUUGUAUGAUAUAUUAUUUGUCACAAGCUAAACAAAAUAAUAUUAACUUAUGGUGUGUAAAUCUAAAUAACUACUUUGGAGUCAUGAUGCGACAACUUUUAUUUUUUAAUAUUGAAUUGAACAACUGGGUUAUACUAAUAGAUAUUGGUAGAAUUAUUAAGAAGCUUAUAAUAUUAUUACUUGCCCUUUGUAUGGUGUUUACAGUUAACAAAGGGAUAAUAUUUGAAACAUGUUUACUAGAUGCUAGUAAACACAUUUCAUAAUAUAACAAUGAAAAACAGGCCUUCAAUAUUAAACAACAGGUUCUAAAGAAAAUAUCUAAUGAAUUUGUUUGACUAUAUUAUCUAUGUCCCUUGUUUAAAUGUUAUGCUAUUCUGUACACAUUUAUAUCAUUAAUUAAUGAAUUACCCGUCUUACCUAUUAUUCAGAUAGAUCAGAUGUAAACUUAGACAAUUAUGAAAUGAAACUUUGAAUUAUUUCAGUGUACAUUAUACCUCAUCAGUUUAAUUAUUUCUUUUGAAAAUUAAGUUUGUAAUGCAGUGUGCGAAAAUAUAAUAUUAAGAUGCUAUGACAUAUAUGCUUGGAGAAUUGACAAAUUAAAGGUAAAAUAUAAAAUCAUUAUUUCAUUAGGCUAAUUGUUAGUAUUAACAAAUAUAAAACUUAUAUUAGUAGACUUAUAAUAGUGUAGACGUUAUAAUAACUUAACUUAGCCUUCCAAUGGAGACACUCUUUAAAUUUUUAUUUCUGUCAUUUGUUAGGUCUGGACUCCACCAAAGCGGAGACGAAAGAACUGGCGUGGAGAUGUGUAUUAAAUAUUUAAACGUUAAAUAAUUAAUACACAUCUCCACACCUGUUCUUUCGUCUUUCUUUCUCUUGUUCUUUCUUUCGUUUUUAACACUCACCAUCAGCUUUUGGUUGACCACUCAGUGUGACUAUUGAAGCUGAUGGUAGAGAAGUUGUGAAUAACACAAUUUUCUAUUAGUUGAUUAAAAUAAAUCUCCAUUCCGCUCGUCAAGGAUACGGUUUUCGGCUUUUCGCUGCUUUUUGUGUGGUUAAUAGGCAAUAUGGCGGAUGAGCUCGGACGCGUUACAAUAUUAUGAAAAUACACGCGCUCUGUUCGUGACACGAUCGCGAUUUCGCGAGCAUCACAAAAUAAUAUUUAACUGAACCCAGAUUAUGUGGUGGGACCACUGGAAGGUUGCAAGUAUAAUCCAUUUCAAAAUAGGCACUAAUUACCUAAUUAACACGUUUGAGUUCAUGAAAGUAUUUGUGCAAUAAAUAAUUCCAGAUGAAUAGGUCUAAUUUUUUUUUUAUGCUAGUCGUUAGGUACACACAAACAUAAGAAAUAUUAGGCAAGUCGAUCUAGGCGUCGGCCUUGUCACAAAAACACGCUAAAGAUAAUAACGUUAAUUAUCGUGUUUCUAAAUCAAUAAAUUUAAUGAGUUAAACCUACUUAUAAAGGGCACCUACUGCAAUUAGUUAAUUAUUUCGCUGUGUUAGAUAACAAAUUCAUUUAUUGGCGCCGUUACCCCACUUAUUUAUUGCCAUGUUUAUGUUAUAUGUAUAUGUAUAAUCUGAAUUAUCCUUGAAAAUGAUAAGUAAUUUCGAAACUGAUGAAACUUAACACUGUGCCGUGAUGUAGGCAUAUAGGUAAACUUAUCUAUCAAAUCAAAUAUAAUUUAUUGACUAGAGUUCAAAUCUCACAUAUGUACUGGCAAAUCUGAAACUCGUUAACAAUUGUAUGGUGUCAGUUAAUCAUUAAAGUUGCUUCUUGCUUGGCUGUCUGUGAUUGUAGACAAAUUUUGAUGUUGAAUAAUUUUAAAUGUCUUAAUAAUGCCUUUUAAAAUUAAAUGUUUGAUUUUAUUUGUUAAAAUAUCAUUUUAUUUAAGUCCGUCGAAGAUUUACACUGCUUAUAGGUAGGUAUUUUAAUUAAGUAACUGAUAUUUCGUAUGAAUACCCAGCAAUGAUGCUUUUCAUGAAUUCCAUUUGUCUAUAUAGUAGAUACUACUAAAUGGGUACAUAAAUAAACAUACACCUGUUAUUUUCUAAUUUCAACAAAACAAUAAUAGAUACAUGUUUUAUAUUGUCCUUUUUUAUACUAUUUUACACUUAUUGAUUGUUAUCUACUUAGGCAGAGUAGGUUCUCAUGAGUCCUGUUGUGACUUGAAAUUGGUAGAGCUUUUCUAUAUCUUUACAAGUAAUGUUUGUCUCACGAUACUUACACAAAAAGGUCUUCUAUAUGCAUUCCAUCCAUAUUAUACCUACCUUUAGGGUGCGGUGCCACUAAAACGUAGUAAAGUUGUAACUGUGACGAGCGGGGCUGACCUGUGAAAAGACUUGCCACUGAAGCGGAGUGGGGUAGAGCUAGAGCGGAACUUCUUUGCCUAUUCGCACCAUCUUGCGCCUGUUGCGUGACAUGCGUCCUCUGCUCUGCGUACUUCCUCUAUCGGCGCUAGUGUUAUCCAGUCUGUUUUCCCGAUAUUUUUAAACAAUUACGCUCCUCUUCGUCAAUGCUGUUUUCUUUUAGUGGAGUUGAGAACAUUUAUUUAUUAACCCUGUUCUACCGCAAACUUAAACUAUACAAUUGCGCUUGUUUGUUGCCAUGAAUGAUCCACAUUCCAAAGCAACUUAUUAUGCAGAUGUUAUGUACAUAAACAUAAUAUAACUAGAUUAUUUUAUUACUUGUGUUGUUAGCAUUUUAUUUAAAACCCUUUAAUGCUAUUAGAAACAUUUAUUUAUAUUUAAUAUUCUUAAUCUUUGUUGCACAGAGCAAUAUUACCUUCUGGGCAAGUAAAUAAUGUAUAACUCAAUUAUUUACUAUUAAUUUGUUGUAUACACAAUGUUAUACUUUUAUAAAUAUACAACAGAUAAAUAAUUUAAUUGAUUACUUAAUGCAACUUGAUUUGUGUAAUUUAAUAUGAAUUUACAUUAUACUGUCGUUUUAAACUAAUGUAUUUCACUACUUUUAGUAUAACUUAAUAAAUUAUGUAUGUUUCUGUUAUAGCAAUAAAACACUUUUGUUAUUUAUUUAUA